This is a messenger RNA of Cooperia oncophora, 498 nucleotides long. Lineage: Eukaryota; Metazoa; Nematoda; Chromadorea; Rhabditida; Trichostrongylidae. The record is from the annotation of a GenBank genome assembly.
AUGUCUUGGCUGUCACAGGUGCUCGAGCGUAAUGGCUCUGACCCUCGAGUCCGACUUGAACUCGGUCGGGAGUUACUCGAUCAUCUCGCCGUCAGUCAUUUGCCUUCUGAUUCCAAGAUUCUCAACGACUUUUGUGAUGUGAUAUUCCAAUGGCUGGCUAGUAGUAAUUACAAGGUAUCUCUUCUGUCACUGGAAAUUCUACAAGCGUCACUUGACGCUUCUGGUGAUGUACUAGCGCCUUACCUCCACGAACGGGUCGUACACAUACUUGAGAGGCUAGGAGAUAGCAAACCUCAAGUGCGUGAAGCUGCAGGGCAACUUCUUGUUGAUCUCGCGAAUGUCACACACAGCAGUCAUGAUGCGGUACUCGAGCGGAUGUCGCCUGGUUUUCAGCACAAGCAAUAUCUGGUUCGAAUUGGCACCAUGGAUGUAUUUAUUCGUCUGCUCGAUGAAAGCUGGAUUGUCAUAUUCUACCCCACAAUCAUCUAUAUUGGCUAA